AAUCCGAUACAACUACUUAAUUGUUAGUCAAGGCACACAUUCAUUGGUCAUAAUGCAAUCAUCACACUGAAGUCGUUAAAAGUUGAAAGUGAUACCGCGGAAUAAUCAACCCCGAAGUGCAGGCGUGGGCGCGAACUCUAAGUGGGAUAAAUUAAUAUCAACCUCUUGAUAACUCAAAUCCGAUCGAAUUGUUUUUGAUAUCGUCUGCACUGUCUCUGGCAGAGGGUGGAAAGUGUUCUUUCGGGUUCCUGUGAGAACCUUUGCUCUUGUAGGUCCUCCAGAAAGAAAUAUCUCAGUUCAAACAUCGAGUAGUCUACAGAUAGACAGAAGUCAUGAAUUGGAACUAUAUUAGUUUGUUGGGCUGGAUCUUCUUGCAGUUAAUUACUGAGAAUUCAUGUGUUAAAAAUGAGAUCCCAUCCUCAUUGCUGUAUGAACUAAAGGAUGUACACACAAUUGAUGAUCUCAUGAAGGUUAUAUACAUACAACCAAACCAAGCCAAGGAAUUCAUGGGGAGCUCACCGAUUGAUAGACGAAUACCACCGAAGAUGUUGCCGAUCAUCCCUCGACAAUCUUCGGAAGAGUCCGAAGAGGACACUGCCCCAGCAUCCGUCACUUCAUACAAAGCACCGGCUAUGAUGGAAUUAAAUUUCCAGAGCAUGGAUGGUCCAGCGAGUAUGCAAAUGACAUCAAUUGCUGAAAUGCCGAGGUGUGAACCUCGACCAACAAUCCUCACCACAUCCGAUGUCAUAGAUGAAGGGAUAGUUGGAAACGAGGUUGAGUAUGCUAUCUACUGGCCUCCAUGUAUUACAAUUAACCGGUGUGGAGGUUGCUGCUCUACAGAAAUCUUGCAGUGUGUUCCAAAUAAUACGAGAACUAGAGAAAUGCAGGUUCUACGACUGACAGCCCAUCAACGAUCACCUCAAAUUCAAUUGAGCGGUUUAGUAUCAGUCUCUGUACAAGAAGAUGAAUCGUGUUCCUGUGAAUGUAAGGUUAAACCUCAGGACUGUCAUCCAACUAGAGAGAUCUAUAGGAACUGCCAAUGUGAAUGUAAUGUGGAAUACGAGUGCCCGGACGGUAUGAUAUGGGAUGCUACUCGAUGUGAUUGUAUCUGUAAUACUCCUAUUCACGAAAGGACUUGUAGAAGAAGAAAGCAUUAUUUCAACGAGGAUAUUUGUGGUUGCCAGUGUUUAGAACGAUUGCAAAGAGGCUGCCAAUCUCCAUAUGUGUUUAACCCACAGACAUGCAAAUGCCAGUUCACAUCGAGAUCAAAAAGGCGACCAUUUUCUCCCUCAUCGAACUUACCAUGAUCUAAGUACACUUUGUUUGGAAAUAAUUAUGGAUUUAAAUGAAAUAACAUAAUUAUCGUCACUUCUCGUGGAGGAUUUUAGAAGAAGUACGGGUGUUUAUGAAAUAAAAUCGAAGGAAGAUUGAAUGCCAAACCCUGCAAGCUAUCCAGAAAUCACACAUGAUAAAAUCAAAUUUUCACUUUAAAAAGGGCUCGCGGCUUUUUAGAAAUGUCUGCAUGAUCCGCUCUGUUUUGACCCUCAAUAUUUUUGGUUUACACGCUAUAUGAGCAACCUUCGUUUACCAUAAUAGCAUGUACAGACAUUCACAGUUUUUAAUCUAUAUUUAAUCAUUGUUUGUAGUUUGUACAAAACUUAAAACAUGUAAAUUAUCUAUACCAAAUCGUCAUUAUCAUAGCGAGUGCGGUACUAUCAAGAAAUUAUAUAUUGUACUAUAUCAUGUAUAUUGUGUAAAUUUCAUCAUUAUUUCAAAAUAAUUGUAAACAUAAAUAAAUGUAUACCUCUGUUUGGAUGUUACUUGAAUUGUGAUAAAAGUUUGGCUCAUCAUUUGGUUUUCAAAAUAAUCAUGGGUCUAUACAGUGCGUAUAAAAAAGACUUUUGAAAAGUCUAUAAAAACUUGUUUCAAAUUGUGAUGUCUAUAUUUUAAUGUCAAGAGAUGCUCUGAAGUCUUAUCUUACAAAUGCCAUUAAAAAUAAGUUUCGUUCAUGCUUAAGCGAACACGGAACAUUUUUGUCAGAGGUUCAAAAAAAUGCUUGCGCCAAGUGGCAGAAAAUAUUGACGGUAUCUUGCUAAUCGUCAGCAGACUUCCUCUUAACGCUUCAAUAUUUGUCGUAAUUGUUGAAUUGUGCUUUCAAAAUACAAUUACAAAGCAUUAAUUUACCUCAAUUGUUUUGCAUUUUAAUUAAACAUGUUAUUUUUCAUCGUUGAAUAUCAUAAGUAAGAAAAAAUGUUGUCAAUCCAUGCAAGGAGAUUUGUAUUUUCAAUGCGAAAGCGUGUAACUUAUUCAAAUCGUUUUAUUAUGCGAAACAAGGUUAUGGUGCCCUUGAAAAACAUAAAGCCGAUUGUCAAUGGGACAUAGAUUCCUUGAACAAGUUAAAUUGUGUGAUUGACAGGGUACUUGGAACAUUUUUUUAAUAGGGGUUAUGGUUUAAAUUUGACGUGCAAAAAAGCAAUUUCACCCCAAAAUGAAGCUCAAUUUGAUUAAGAGAAAUUUGACAAGAAAAAAAAAAGAUUUUUCUACAAAAGGCAAAUUCUGUUCAAAAUUUGAUAUUAAACAUAUGUAGCAGUUUUUCAGUGGGUGCUGCCUAUGAUAAAUGAUAGCAGAACCUCCGACCCCAACCCCUCCGGAAGAUCUUAUGGUGCUUACUGAGCACCCCCACUUCCUAGGGCGAUGGUGCUUGACAAUGCGCUUAGAAACUGUUGUAUUAAGCGCUAUAUAUACAUGUUAAUUAUUAUU
This is a messenger RNA of Lytechinus variegatus (green sea urchin), 2760 nucleotides long. Its product is annotated as platelet-derived growth factor subunit A-like. Gene Ontology annotation, molecular function: growth factor receptor binding; growth factor activity. Gene Ontology annotation, cellular component: membrane. NCBI's taxonomy places the organism in Eukaryota, Metazoa, Echinodermata, Echinoidea, Temnopleuroida, Toxopneustidae. The transcript has 9 exons. The record is from RefSeq and is a predicted model, not a curated record. Bases 333 to 1307 code for a protein of 324 amino acids. Gene Ontology annotation, biological process: positive regulation of protein autophosphorylation; positive regulation of cell population proliferation.